AUGGUCCCAGACUGCUCGCAAAUGCGUUUUAGACAUUUCACACAUUCCUCCUCGUGCGGGAUGCUGGUGAGGCAGAGCGUGAGCUCUUUGAUAUUCGUCUGCGCGACCAGCGCGUCCAAGUUCACGAGCUGCGGCGUAUCCACAUACUCCGUGAAUAAAAACUGGCGCAACGUCGCGUUCAACGACGCGAAGCCGACGCGGACGCCGGUGCUCGUCCCCCCGUUCGCGGCCCCCAUGGCGCCAUCAUUGCUCAACACGAGCGAGGCCGUGGAUAUCAGCUGA
This is a messenger RNA of Phytomonas sp. Hart1, 282 nucleotides long. NCBI's taxonomy places the organism in Eukaryota, Euglenozoa, Kinetoplastea, Trypanosomatida, Trypanosomatidae. The record is from the annotation of a GenBank genome assembly.